Molecule: messenger RNA, 1350 nt
Organism: Punctularia strigosozonata HHB-11173 SS5
Lineage: Eukaryota; Fungi; Basidiomycota; Agaricomycetes; Corticiales; Punctulariaceae
Exons: 1
Coding region: 1-1350 (449 amino acids)
Biological process (GO): DNA recombination; DNA integration
Molecular function (GO): DNA binding
Source: RefSeq, a predicted model, not a curated record
AUGGGGCUGUGGCUUGAGAAGCCGCCGUCGCUGAAGAGGGUCGUUGCAGACCCAGCCUCCUCGGCAACACAGAGGGUCGCUAUCCUAAGCACACCCGGGCAGCCCAGCGAAUCGAGUAACAGGCCGACGGAGAAGAGAAGCCGCACCUCCAUGGUCAGAACAGCGAAGAAAGGAUGCGAGGUCAGGUCCAGCCCGUACCGGCCACAUGUAGUGGCCUCGACACGUCUCACAAGCUGGACAUCAGCAUGGGCAGCAGCACGCAGGCAGGAGCUAGCUGGGAUAUUCGGGGAGGAUAUCGCGGAUGCAAGGCUUCGAAUUGCGCUAGCGGCUCUGGAUGAAAAAACACGUUCGGUCUACGCUGCCGGUAUCCUACGCUACUCUCAGUUCUGCGAUAAACACAACAUCUCAGAGUCCCAACGCAUCCCUGCUCAUCCCAUCGUCAUCGUUGCCUUUGUCAAGGAGUCCCUUGGCAAGGUGUCAGGCAGCUGUGUACGAAACUGGCUGUCGGGCCUGCGUUGCUGGCACCACAUCAUGGGGGCUCCUUGGCCUGAGGACGACCCACUCUUAAGCAUGUCCCGUGUGGCAGCACGCAAAGAGGGACGCCUGCUUACCCGGGGCCCACGACCGCCAGUGUCAGCGAAACAUAUGGCCUGCCUACGCGGUACUCUAACGCCAACGGACCCGCUCGACGUCGCCAUAUGGGCAGUCGCAUCAAAUGCUUUCUGGGGCUGCCGCAGACUGGGGGAGCUACUCCCAUCAACAGCAGAGGACAUGAAGCACCACCAUCAUCCCAAACGCGACACCAUCGUCGCCGACAUCCAGCUUCAGGCGGCAGCACCCGGUGCCGGCGUAUCGUAUCACAUCCCCUGGACCAAAACAAGCCAGGAGAAAGGGGCUUCCGUGAUCCUCAUAGGCCUAAACAAUGCACUUUGCCCGGUCAAGGCGCUCGUCACUCAUCAGAUGAUCAACGCCGGGGCCAACAUCGACGACCAUUUCUUUGCUUACCGUUCGGGCCCCGACUCGUUCUCCCCGCUCACUAAGCCCCGGUUCAUGGCACGCUGCAACGAAAUCUGGUCGAACGCGGGCCUGGAGACGCUUUCUGGGCACUGCUUUAGGAUUGGGGGCACCACUCACUGGUUACUGAUGGGCACGGCACCGGAAAUCGUGGCGGCUAUUGGCGGCUGGACUUCGAUGGCCUUUCUCCUCUACUGGCGCAAAAUCGAGGAGAUCGUAGCUGCCGGGGCCUUGAAGUCUGUUGAUAGGCAUGCACUGGAGCAAGCAGCAAGUGCCGUCAAUAUGUUCCGCGAAACGCAGGGUUUGACAGACCUAGAUGUCGAGAAGGCCAUGUAA